Messenger RNA from Vitis riparia (riverbank grape), 891 nucleotides. RefSeq lists its product as uncharacterized. The transcript has a single exon. The record is from RefSeq and is a predicted model, not a curated record. The coding region runs from base 131 to 643 and encodes 170 amino acids. Lineage: Eukaryota; Viridiplantae; Streptophyta; Magnoliopsida; Vitales; Vitaceae.
AUAGAAGAUCCAGUUUCUAUCUGGUAUACGAAGAAUAUUUAAUCAUAUAGACGUUGGCGCCACUACUCUCUGUUAUUUUCUAUAUAUCCUAUGGCCUCGCAGUUCAAACAAAUCUACCCCACCAGCGGAUAUGGAUUCUUACACUUAUUCUUCCUCGUGGUCAUCAUCCUCUUCUAAUUCUCUAGUUGUUUCCGUGAAGCCGGUUCAGUCCCUUCAUUCAGUCCGUAAACCUCAGCCAAAACCAGAGAAAAGAACUGGAAUAUCACCGCAGCUGCCACCACCUAAAGUCUACAGGGUGAACUCCACCAACUUCCGGAAGGUGGUUCAGCGGCUCACGGGCGCACCGAAGCUCAAAUCUCAGCGUCUCAAAAGCAUGGCUCCCCCUCCCCUGCCGCUGCCGGUGCCAUCGUUUCUACAAUCUGAUGAUAAUAUCACCCAGCCGAUUCUGCUCUCUGGUUGUCCAAAAGGAGCCGCAACGCCGACCACCACCUAUGGCCAUUUGCUACCUGGGAUGUUCUGUGAUGAUUCAUUAAUGGCCAAUACUUCUCUUCAAAUCUGUUCGUCCCCGUCUUCUGCUUGGCCUUCUUUUCCAUUUUUGAGUCCUGGAACUCUACUUGCCUUGGAGCAAGGCACCGCGCUUUAGUUUCCCAUCUAUUUUCCCUUGAUUUCUCAUGCGAAUGGGCGGGAAAACAGGGGUUGAAAUGAGGGGAAAACAAUAAACUGUAAUAGUAGCAGGUUUGGAUGACGGUGGAAAGUCUUCGCAGAAAAGAAGAUCAUCCUGAUAAAGCCUUAAAAGUUGUGAAUAAACUUUUUUGGUAUGAUUGAUUGAUUGAUUGAUUUAUAAUAAUGCCGUCCAAAUGUCUCAAGACAAAUUACCAUUCAAUGGAUCGA